Vigna radiata var. radiata (mung bean) is the source of this 1010-nucleotide messenger RNA. Its product is annotated as protein FMP32, mitochondrial. Gene Ontology annotation, cellular component: mitochondrion. NCBI's taxonomy places the organism in Eukaryota, Viridiplantae, Streptophyta, Magnoliopsida, Fabales, Fabaceae. The record is from RefSeq and is a predicted model, not a curated record. The transcript is spliced from 6 exons. Bases 121 to 690 code for a protein of 189 amino acids.
UUUUACAAACUUCUGUGCUCUCUUUGUGCAAUAUAUAUCUGUAUUUCCUUAACUGUUCCAUUUGUUUGUGAAGGCUGAAAAUUGUUGUGCGGCUUUUGAGGCUUGUUCGUGGAAUCGGAAAUGGCCGCGGUUCGUAAGCGGGUAUGGCAGUUAUCUGGGAUCGGAGCUUUUGGGGCUUCUAAAUUCAAAGUGCCGUCCUCGUUCGAAAGAGCAAUAUUCCAUCCAUUUCCUGUUUCGGGGACAAGACAUUCUUCUCAAUUGGUGAAAUCCAACGGAAAACACUUGUUUCUUGUUGACACCUUAGCCCUGACUGAGAUGAUGCAAGAAUCCAAUUUAUCCAAGUUUAAAGCAGAGGUGCAGAGUUCACAGGGACAUCAUUUCUCUCUUCUACAACAUGAGACAGAGAAACUUAGGAAUGAUAUAGAGAAGAUGCGAAGUGAGUUAAGGUAUGAGAUUGAUAAAGUCACUGCUGGGCAGCGAUUAGAUUUGAACCUUGAAAGAGGGAGAAUAAGAGAGGAAUUGUCUAACCAGAAUGCUGAAACUAACAAUCUGACAAACAAACUUGAUAGAGAGAUCCAUUCUUUAAGAGCACAGCUGGAAGCAGCUAAAUAUGAUGUCAUAAAAUAUUGCAUAGGAACACUGGUUUCGAUUUCUGCAGUUGGUCUUGCAGUAUUACGUAUUUUGAUGUAAACAAAUUGUAUUCCUAUUAACUUCAAAAACGGGUGGAAAGAAUCAUGAAGAUCCAUCUUCCCUCCCUCAGAAACAGUUACAUUACAAUACUGGAUCAACCUUUUUUUUUUUCAUUACUUUUCUUUGGUCGGUAUUACUGGAGCAAAAAGAACUAGCUCCAAGUAGGCACGAAUUGGGCCUGUUUUUUAAGCCCAUUUCAUAUUCUUUUUGUUUAUUUAUUUGCUAUGUCUUUGGAUAUUUGUAUAUUUUGUAUGUGAAUGUGGUAUCAAUACAACGCAAGCAUAUUGGAUUAUAAAUACUUCAAUACUUUAGUGGAAGAA